AUGAUCAAAGCUAGACCACCAGUGGGACAAAUGUCUUCAGUGGUUGCACCUGCUAAAGAAACCAAUGCAAUGGGACCUAAAGAAGUUGAACUUAUACUUGUAAAGGAACAAAAUGGAGUCCAGUUCACUAACUCUACACUGGUUAAUCCAUCCCAGACCAAUACUGAAAAUGAAGAGAGAGAAACCUGGAGUAAGAAGAUUGAUUUUCUUCUCUCAGUUAUUGGAUUUGCAGUGGAUUUAGCUAAUGUUUGGAGGUUUCCAUACCUGUGUUACAAAAAUGGAGGAGGUGCUUUCUUGGUACCAUAUUUAUUUUUCAUGAUUAUUGCUGGUAUGCCUCUUUUCUAUAUGGAGUUGGCUCUUGGACAGUUUAAUCGAGAGGGAGCUGCAGGAGUGUGGAAGAUAUGCCCUAUUUUCAAAGGAGUUGGCUUUACAGUCAUUCUGAUAUCAUUAUAUGUGGGAUUUUUUUACAAUGUAAUCAUUGCUUGGGCUUUGUAUUACCUGUUCUCAUCAUUUACAUCGGAGCUUCCGUGGAUUCAUUGCAACAAUUCAUGGAAUAGUCCCAACUGUUCUGAGACAAGAUAUGAUUUCAAUGGCUCGGGAUACUCUUCUUUCAAUGACACUUUCAAGGUCACUCCAGCUGCGGAAUACUUUGAACGAGGUGUUCUGCAUCUUCAUGAAAGCCAAGGAAUCCAUGAUUUAGGACUUCCACGCUGGAAACUGACAUCCUGUCUUUUUAUUGUGAUUAUAUUCCUUUAUUUCAGUUUAUGGAAAGGUGUGAAAACUUCUGGGAAGGUAGUGUGGAUUACGGCCACAAUGCCUUAUGUUGUCCUGAUUGCAUUGCUGCUUCGUGGUAUCACACUCCCGGGAGCCAUUGAUGGCAUCAAAGCAUACUUAAGUGUUGAUUUUCUCCGUCUUUGUGAGGCAUCGGUUUGGAUUGAUGCUGCCACUCAGAUCUGCUUCUCACUCGGUGUUGGGUUUGGUGUGCUAAUUGCUUUCUCCAGUUACAAUAAGUUUACAAACAACUGCUAUAGAGAUGCAAUUAUUACAACCUCAAUCAAUUCCCUGACAAGCUUUUUUUCUGGAUUUGUCAUCUUCUCCUUCCUUGGAUACAUGUCUCAAAAGCAUAAUGUGCCUAUUGGUGAUGUUGCCAAGGAUGGGCCUGGGCUGAUAUUUAUCAUUUAUCCAGAGGCUAUUGCUACACUUCCACUUUCUUCAGUGUGGGCUGUUAUCUUCUUUAUCAUGCUCCUCACCCUGGGAAUUGACAGUGCAAUGGGGGGAAUGGAGUCGGUAAUCACUGGCCUGAUCGAUGAAUUUAAGUUUCUGCAUAGACAUCGGGAGCUCUUUACACUCUUCAUUGUGCUGUGUACUUUCUUCAUAUCUCUCUCCUGUGUAACCAACGGUGGAAUAUAUGUUUUUACACUACUUGACCAUUUUGCUGCAGGGACAUCUAUUCUUUUUGGGGUGCUCUUUGAAGCUAUCGGAAUUGCAUGGUUUUAUGGUGUCGGUCGUUUCAGUGAUGACAUAGAGGAGAUGAUUGGUAAACGACCAGGAUUAUACUGGAGACUUUGCUGGAAGUUUGUCAGCCCUUGUUUUCUUCUAUUUGUGGUUGUUGUCAGCAUUAUUACGUAUAGAUCUCCGAAAUAUGGAAACUACACAUUCCCGGAAUGGGCAAAUGUUAUUGGCUGGUUAAUUGCCCUAUCAUCCAUGGCCUUGGUACCCAUUUAUGCCAUAUAUAAAUUUUGUAUAAUUCCUGGAUCCUUUAAAAAGAAAAUUGCAUAUGCAAUAACCCCUGAAAAAGAUUAUGAGCUGAUAGAAAGUGGAGAAGUACGCCAAUUUACUCUUCAUCAUUGGCUUAGUGUAUAA
This is a messenger RNA of Nanorana parkeri, 1863 nucleotides long. RefSeq names its product solute carrier family 6 member 3 (gene SLC6A3). The record is from RefSeq and is a predicted model, not a curated record. Gene Ontology annotation, molecular function: dopamine:sodium symporter activity; norepinephrine:sodium symporter activity. Lineage: Eukaryota; Metazoa; Chordata; Amphibia; Anura; Dicroglossidae. Gene Ontology annotation, biological process: dopamine uptake involved in synaptic transmission; sodium ion transmembrane transport. The coding region runs from base 1 to 1863 and encodes 620 amino acids. The transcript has 14 exons. Gene Ontology annotation, cellular component: plasma membrane; neuronal cell body membrane; neuron projection.